AUGGGCCAGGACUUGCCGUGGCUCAACCACUCCGGCAGCCCACGGGCGGCGGGCAACGCCUGUGCGGGGGACGGGCAGCGCGGCGGGCCCUUCGCCGCCGCCACCGCCGCGCUGCUGGCGGCGCUCAUGGGGCUGCUGGUGCUGGCCACGGUGUUGGGCAAUGCCCUGGUCAUCCUGGCGUUCGUGGUGGACCGGAGCCUCCGAACACAGGGCAACUUCUUCUUCCUCAACCUGGCCAUCGCCGACCUCCUGGUGGGCAGCUUCUGCAUCCCCCUCUACAUCCCCUACGUGCUGACGGGCGAGUGGAGACUCGGCCGGGGCUUGUGUAAGCUGUGGCUGGUGGUAGACUACCUGGUGUGCACCGCCUCCGUCUUCAACAUCGUCCUUAUCAGCUUCGACAGGUUCAUCUCUGUCACCAAAGCGGUCAGUUACAGGGCUCAGAAAGGGAGGACCAGAAAUGCAACACUGAAAAUGAUCACUGUAUGGAUUGCUGCUUUUCUUCUUUAUGGUCCAGCCAUUCUCAGCUGGGAGCACAUUGCCCAAAAGAGCAUCCUCCCUGAAGGAGAAUGUCACGCAGAAUUCUUCUACAACUGGUAUUUCCUAAUGAUUGCCUCCACUAUUGAAUUCUUUACACCUUUCAUCACUGUUACAUACUUUAACUUAAGUAUUUACCUCAACAUCAGGAAACGCACAUCACGCAGAAAUGAAAACCUAUCACCUGGUCAAGAGGACUGUGAAAUGAGUUUCCAGGGGAAAAAAAGGGAACACACGAUAUUUUUUGUAAAACCUGCUAACAGACACAAACAUGAGAAGAGAGCAAGCAGCCUUUCUCCCCCAAAAAAGGCUUCAAGGCUCAGCCUACAUAAGCUUGACAAUCGGUCAUUAAAUUUGGAUGUCAAUCAAGACCUUCCACCACUUCAGGUGGAAGUUGAGACUAAGCCUCACAGGAACAGUUUUUACAAAACUACAGAAAGCAUAUGCAACGCCACCAGCAGAGUGGACAUUGCUAACACUAUGGCAAAUAGAUUUAGACUUUCCCGGGAUAAAAGAGUAGCAAAGUCUUUAGCAAUUAUUGUCUGUGUGUUUGGUUUGUGCUGGGCUCCAUAUACACUUCUGAUGAUCAUCAGAGCAGCUUGUCACGGGCACUGUGUGCAGUAUUCACUCUAUGAGACUUCAUUUUGGCUUCUGUGGGUGAAUUCAGCCAUUAACCCUGUUCUAUACCCAUUAUGUCACAUGAGCUUUAGGAAAGCCUUUAUGAAACUCCUGUGUCCAGGAAAAGCCAAAAUUCAUCCUCAUAUUUUUAUGUGA
Gavia stellata (red-throated loon) is the source of this 1308-nucleotide messenger RNA. RefSeq names its product histamine H3 receptor. Gene Ontology annotation, biological process: adenylate cyclase-activating adrenergic receptor signaling pathway. Gene Ontology annotation, cellular component: membrane. The coding region runs from base 1 to 1308 and encodes 435 amino acids. Lineage: Eukaryota; Metazoa; Chordata; Aves; Gaviiformes; Gaviidae. Gene Ontology annotation, molecular function: histamine receptor activity. The record is from RefSeq and is a predicted model, not a curated record. The transcript is spliced from 3 exons.